AUGUCUACUGGAGCAGACAUCAAGGCGAGAGUGGGAGACAUUCCCAAUGACAGCAAUUUAAACAUGACCCAAGAACAAUCCUUCAAGAAAGGCUUCUGUUCACUGAGGCAUGGUCUAGCCUUUAUCUUGCAGCUCUGUAAUUUUUCAAUUUACACCCAACAAAUGAAUUUGAGCAUUGCCAUAACAGCUAUGGUGAACACCACAGCAGCAUCCAGCCAGCUAAAUACUUCCACAGAAAGACCCCCUGCCAAUUCCCAAGACUUCUGGAAUGAAACACUACAGGAAUCUAAGGCCCCUGUGUAUGACUGGACUCCUGAGAUCCAGGGAAUCCUCCUCAGCUCCCUAAGCUAUGGAUCAUUCUUAGCUCCCAUCCCCACUGGCUAUGUGGCUGGAGUAUUUGGAGCCAAGUAUGUGGUUGGAGCAGGCUUGUUAAUUUCUUCAAUCCUGACUCUCUUCAUUCCACUGGCGGCUGAUGCUGGAGUAGCCUUGCUCAUUGUCCUUCGGGUCAUCCAAGGCAUAGCUCAGGUUAUGGUAUUAACAGGUCAAUACUCAGUGUGGGUCAAAUGGGCUCCCCCACUGGAAAGGAGUCAACUCACCACCAUCGCGGGAUCAGGGUCAAUGCUUGGGACAUUCCUUGUCCUCAUUUCUGGUGGUCUUCUUUGCCAGACCCUCGGAUGGCCUUAUAUUUUCUAUAUCUUUGGUGGAAUAGGCUGUGUCUGUUGCCUGAUCUGGUUUCCUCUCGUAUAUGAUGACCCACAGAAUCACCCCUUUAUCAGCUCUAGUGAGAAGAGAUACAUUGUGUGUUCACUGGCUCAAGAGGAUUGCUCUCCAGGCUGGUCACUUCCCAUUAAAGCCAUGGUCAAAUCUCUCCCACUUUGGGCCAUUGUAGUGUCUUAUUUAUGCCAAUACUGGCUGUUAUCCAUGAUAAUGGCAUACACACCCACGUAUAUCAGCUCUGUACUUCAAGCAAACCUCAGAGACAGUGGAAUCCUGUCAGCCCUGCCCUUCGUGUUUGGCUGUGUCUGCAUUAUCCUUGGUGGUCUGUUGGCAGAUUUUCUCCUCUCCAGGAAAAUCCUUCAACUCGUAACUAUCAGGAAGCUCUUCACUGCCAUAGGGGUCCUUGUCUCAUCUGGGAUUCUCGUGCCCCUGCCUUGGGUCAGGUCCAGCCGUAUCACCACAAUGGCCUUCUUGGUACUAUCGUCUGUCUUCUGCAGCCUCUGUGAUUCAGGAGCCCUCAUUAACUUCUUAGAUAUUGCUCCACGGUAUGCUGGCUUUCUCAAAGGACUUUUGCAAGUGUUUUCUCAUAUAUCAGGAGGCAUAGCUCCUACUGUUGCUGGAUUUUUCAUUGGUCAGGAUCCAGAGUUUGGCUGGAGAAAUGUGUUCUUUCUGGCAGCUGCUAUUGAUGUAGUAGGCCUGCUCUUCUACCUCAUCUUUGGCCAAGCAGAGGUACAGGACUGGGCUAAGGAACAGACAUUCACCCAUCUCUGA
This is a messenger RNA of Cricetulus griseus (Chinese hamster), 1488 nucleotides long. The record is from RefSeq and is a predicted model, not a curated record. NCBI's taxonomy places the organism in Eukaryota, Metazoa, Chordata, Mammalia, Rodentia, Cricetidae.